UACGGUUAAUCGGGAUUGACAAGCUAAGGGUAGUUGCGCAUGCGCAGAUGGCGCUGACAGAGGAAACAGCCGGGGAGUAGUCAAAUAGUCUACGACGAGAGAAAGAGAGAGGAAACCCCACAGAGGACCAAACAACCCGGGUUCAGCUGGGCUUUCUCCCCCUACAAACAACUAUGCUCGUCUCGCCGCUGUCGCUUCCCCUCAGGUGUCCGCUUCCCGGUCGCUGAAUGGCGCUGGUUACCGUGCAGCGUUCACCGACCCCCAGCACCAGCUCCAGCCCCUGCGUUUCGGAGUCCGGUAGUGGGGAGGAUGACCGUCGCUCUCAGCCGAGGAGCAUCAGUGAAAGUUUCCUGACAGUUAAAGGAGCUGCUCUAUUCUUACCUCGAGGAAAUGGCUCCUCCCCUUCUUCUGCCUCUCGCUUCUCACAGCUGCGCAGCAAACAUGCAGGAGACAUCCAGCAGCAUCUACAAACCAUGUUCACGCUCCUCAGACCAGAGGACAACAUCAAACUGGCGGUUCGAUUGGAGAGUGCCCACUCUCAGAUCACCCGCUACAUGGUGGUGGUCUCAACCAAUGGUCGUCAGGACACGGAGGAGAGCGUAGUGCUGGGAAUGGACUUCAGUCCUGUAGAUAGCUCAUGUUCUGUAGGGCUGGUUUUGCCCUUAUGGAGCGACACAUUGAUACAUCUGGACGGAGAUGGGGGUUUCAGUGUGUCAACUGAUAGCAGAAUACAUGUUUUCAAGCCUGUUUCUGUGCAGGCUAUGUGGUCGGCCCUCCAGUCACUCCAUAAAGCAUGCGAGGUGGCUCGUUGUCACAACUAUUUCCCAGGCAGCUUGUUCCUCACGUGGGUCAGCUACUAUCAAAGUAGGGUCUGCUCCGACCAGGUACGCAUCAAUGAGUGGAAUGCAAUGCAGGACGUGCAGUCACACCGUGCAGAUUCGCCUGUGCUUUUCUCUGACAUACCUACGGAAAGAGAGCUGACAGAGCGUCAGAUCAAAACCAGUUUGAAGGAGAUUAUGAUGCAGAAAGACCUUGAGAAUGUCACCUGCAAAGAGAUCCGAACAGAGCUGGAAAUGCACAUGACAUGCAACCUGCGAGAGUUCAAGGAGUUCAUCGACAAUGAGAUGAUUGUCAUUCUGGGCCAGAUGGACAGUCCUACAGAGAUCUUUGAUCAUGUCUUCUUGGGAUCUGAGUGGAAUGCAUCUAAUUUGGAGGAGUUGCAGAAUAGCGGGGUUCAGUACAUCCUGAAUGUAACGAGGGAGAUUGAUAAUUUCUUUCCUGGAGUGUUUGAGUACCACAACAUCCGUGUUUACGAUGAAGAGGCCACUGACCUGCUUGCUUAUUGGAAUGACACCUACAAGUUCAUAUCUAGAGCCAAGAAAGCUGGAUCCAAGUGCCUGGUGCACUGUAAAAUGGGUAUAAGUCGUUCUGCAGCCACAGUGAUUGCAUACGCCAUGAAGGAGCACGGCUGGGAUUUGAAAAAGGCCUUUGAUUACGUGAAGGAGCGUCGAGCUGUGACCAAACCAAACCCCUCUUUUAUGAGACAACUGGAGGAGUAUCAGGGCAUACUGCUGGCCAGCAAGCAGAGGCACAACAAACUGUGGCGUUCUCACUCUGACAGCGACCUGUCUGACCACCAUGAGCCUCUGUCUAAAUCUUACGCCCAACCGCACAGCCUGGGUCACUCUGACCCCCACAACCAGGCCAGCAGCACACCUAGUCCCUCUGUGAAAGAACUGCUGCAAUCACGGGGAACUUCAGCCAGCACUGGCAAACCGACACACUCCACUAGCCAGCCUGAUACUGGCAUCCAGUCCAAUCAAUUCAGCUCUUCUUCCUCCGAGAGGGUGGCAGCUCUAUCAGCUGAUGACGAAGCUAGAAGUCUCGUGGCCCCUUCUCAUUCUGCGGUAGUCCAGAUCAACCAGUUGGACUCCCCAUGUCCCGAGCUGACCGCUGGCUCAGUUUCUCAAUUAUCUCCCCCAUUGUCCAACGGCUUAUGUGACUCAGAGGAACAUCCCUCAUCACCUCCUCUCUCCCAGCCAAGGGCUGCCACUGUGGUGCCUGAGCUUCAAAAGACAGACAUGGUGACUGUUGCACAGAGUGUUUUAGUGGGCCAGCCUCACCCACCUCCAUUCUUUCACCACCUCCCCCUCUCCCCUGCUCCAUCCCCAACUCCAGCCUGCAUGGAUGAGGUUAUCAAACCACAGGUGUUGUCCUGUUCUCUGCCUGUGAUAAAACCGAUGCUAGUGUCAGUGCCUGGGCCCAUGACAACACAAACACCAAGCACACAACAGGCUGGACCCCAGUGUCUGGCUGCACCAGUGCCUGUCAAAAAAACAGACUGUGACCAACAGAUGUGUGGCUUGUCUUUAGACGAUUUAGCGGCCCAUCCUCCCUCCACUACUGACUCUAUCAACUACCCCGGUGCCAUUUCACAAGACAACGAGGUGUUGUUCGGCCACAGUGCAGAUCACAUUAAUUUCUUUAGUGCCAGGGAGAAAUUCAAGGGAAUGAGUCAAGAUGGUAAAAGCUGCCAGCUGAAGAGUUGUGGCAAGGAACAGCAACCACUGCCUCAAGAGGUCUCCACUAGUGAGGGGAAGGAGGAGGAGAAAAGAAAGGAAAUUAUCAUCCCUGUGCAGGUCACAGGACUGAAGGAUGCCGUACACAUAGAUGUUUCACAUGGUGACCCUCUUAGCCAACCAGAGCCUCAGAGCCCCCAGGACCAGGAAGCAAGGAAGUCGAGGCAGGAAAUAGAGGAUGGCGAUGUUUCAUCACAGAAGGAAGCUGAGAAUGUUAAAGAGGAAGUGAAAAACAAUGAAGAGGAGGAGACCACUUCUGCUCGUCUCUACAACGAUUGGACGAGGGGAUCUGUGCGGCGUGUCACACGACAGCUUGAGCAAAGAAUGAAACAGGAGCACGAGACUCCGGUACCCUCGUCAUCUCCACCGUCCCUAUCAAGCAGCUCCUCUUGUUCUCAGCGCCGUCCACCCAGUGUACAUCCUGCGACAAUGUCUAAUCCCCAGGAUGCACCAGUUAGAUCGCAGUCAGUUAGCAGCGUGCAGGAAGAGCUGGAGGAGGAGAAUGAGAGGGUUGGACCAGUUGAAAGGGAGAGUGGUGAUGUAGUUGAGAUGGGGGCAAAUAAUGACAGAAGCACUAAAGGACACAAACUCCAGCCUGCUGAUAUUAGAUUGCUCUCUACCUCUUCUCCUUUCCACCGCUCCUCCCAUUCUCCCUUUGCCUCUGUGAACUUCCUGUGUUUAGAGGGCGUGACAGAGCUUGAGUCAUGCACAGACUGGGACUGCUCCACAGCGGUACCCCAUAGUGACAUUAUCAUGAGGGAGACAUGGGAGACUUUGUGCGAGCUGGGUGCCUUCCUGCAGCAGGUGAGCAUGGGCGGAGCCUGCAAGGCCAGGUGUGUGGACCAGGUUUUUGGCCGCAGUGCUACAGCUACCCAAAAGCGAGUUAGCGGUGUCCAUAAGAGGGUCAGAGAGGUGGAAGCCAGGAUUCGCCAGGCAGGACUGACCCCUCCAUCCCUGUUGAAGCGCUCAGCCUCUCUGGCCAAACUGGGCUGUCUGGAGCUGCUCGCCAAUGACCUGAGUGAAUGGGAGCUCAGCCGCUCCUCUGUAGCGCCGUCCUCAGUAGAACCUCCAAUCCAUGCAGUUAGCGAUGAGUCCAAGAAGCAGCGGGUCCACAACUCUCCUUCCUUAGACACCCAGCAGCCAGAGGACUUCGGGAUUGGUGCAGAGAGUCUCACUGAAGCAGGAGAACCUUCAACACCUCCGCCAUCUCCACCGUCAAAUCAGAAUCCACAAGCAGCACAACUCCCCUACUCUAACCAAGAUUCUCUGCAUCUUCCUGGGCUGACACUUAUGACAACAAGGCAGCAAUAUGGAAGGACUCAUCCCCUGAGGAGGCUUAAGAAAAGAACUGCUAGUACCCUUUACCACACCAUGUAACCCUCACUGUGCGUGUGUGUGUGUGUGUGCGUGAGAGAGAGAGAGAGGAUCAUGUACUCCUGGGGGAAGUGGAAAUUAAUGCAUAUGUUAAAUUUAUUCAGCAAAACAAACCAAUGCCUCUUGCCUUAAAAGAUAUGUUAAGUACUUUCUGUACAUUCCCCCCCCCCGCAGAUCUGACAAGAGCCGCUGUAAAAUCUGCGAUAUGAGAUACUUGUCUCAGUGCAAGAACAGUGAAAAGGCUAUGAAGGCUUUAGUCAAUUGAAACUAAAACUAUGAGUGAGAUUGGAAGAAAUGCUGUGUGGUAUCAACACUUUCAGAAGACAUUCAAAAAGCAAAAACAAUCAUCCAAAUGAAUGUGGGUAAUGUUUAUAUGCCUGAGCCUGCACAUAUUCACUCUUUACAUCAUUGCUGGUUUCUCCGACAUCAACUUGAUAUUUACUUGAUCGCUGUUGGUUGAUUGAAUAGUCUGACCUGAUUUAAGGUGGAAUGUGCCUCUGUUUUCCUCUUCUCAUGUGCUUUCAUGUCUCUUCAUCAAUAUUUGCUGGUUGGGUAGGUAACAAGAAAAUGAUACAGCUGUUCUGGUACAGUCUAACAGGUAAAUUAAUUCAAUACUAAAACAGACUUCUCAGAUCAAUUUAAUACAAUUUAUUUGGCAGAACAAUUUGAAAUACUGACAAAUUAUACCAAUCAAAGUCAACUCUGCAGUCCAGAGACUUAUUUUAAAGAUCGUUUGUGCUAGCAGCAGUGCAUCUAAAUAUACAAGCUCAGGUUGAACCACAAACGCCACAGAUUAGUGUUUUUCCCCCAAAGAAAGGUGUAUCCAGAGCUGUUGACAGGAUAGCUGCAUAGUUGUACAGUGGUUUAUUCAAUCAAAAUGCAAAGAGAAGAGGCCUGCUGGGUUUUUUUUUAUGUUUGUUUAGACUACACAAUACCUCAGUCAGUCUGAACCAAAUCUGACCUGCACAAGCGUUGGGCUCUGGAUUUCUGGAUUGUCAAGUCAAUAACAAUUUCAUCUUUUACUACACGAUAAACUGAAGUAAACUCAUCUCUCUCGUGUACUCUCGCAGUUCUGAUGCCACUCAAGUAGACAUUUUCUGUAUGUAUUGCUGUGCGGGAGAAAGGGGGUAGGUUAGGGGAUUGGGAGUUGAAGGCAGAGUGUAUAUUUGUGAGUUUUCUGCCACUUUCGCUUUGGGAUGUAAAGGUCUAUAUUGUGAGUGUUGACAUUUUAGGAACUGUACCUGUUUUUAUAUCUGGUUUGUGUCCGUGUGUGAGUACGACUGUAGCACAACAUUACCACGUGGGUGUAUACUUUUUUUUUUAAUCGAUCGUUCUCUUUUGUACACAUUUUUAGGAGUGUGCCUGUGGCUGGCAAGUGAAGCUUCUCUGCAGUCUAUCAGAAAUGUCUGUACAGGGAGGUCUGUCAUACAUGCACUUUACUCCCUUUUUAAUUUUUAAUGUGGCUUUUUUUUUAAUGUAUGGUUGCUACUUUGGGGGAGCAUGCUUAGGUUGUAGCAGCUGUUGGGUAUGUGUGUUUAUUGUCAAAAACUGAUUUUGUUGUUUUAUUUUAAACUAUCAUUGUAAAUAGUCUUUUAUAUCAUGUGCUUCAACUGUGACCAUUAAACAAUGGAAAUUA
This is a messenger RNA of Dicentrarchus labrax (European seabass), 5589 nucleotides long. RefSeq names its product slingshot protein phosphatase 2b (gene ssh2b). The record is from RefSeq and is a predicted model, not a curated record. Lineage: Eukaryota; Metazoa; Chordata; Actinopteri; Moronidae. The transcript has 15 exons. The coding region runs from base 228 to 3956 and encodes 1242 amino acids. Gene Ontology annotation, cellular component: cytoplasm. Gene Ontology annotation, biological process: protein dephosphorylation; actin cytoskeleton organization; negative regulation of actin filament polymerization. Gene Ontology annotation, molecular function: actin binding; protein tyrosine/serine/threonine phosphatase activity.